This is a messenger RNA of Penicilliopsis zonata CBS 506.65, 3407 nucleotides long. RefSeq lists its product as hypothetical. Gene Ontology annotation, molecular function: protein serine/threonine kinase activity; ATP binding. The record is from RefSeq and is a predicted model, not a curated record. Gene Ontology annotation, biological process: intracellular signal transduction; peptidyl-serine phosphorylation. NCBI's taxonomy places the organism in Eukaryota, Fungi, Ascomycota, Eurotiomycetes, Eurotiales, Aspergillaceae. Bases 327 to 3308 code for a protein of 993 amino acids. The transcript has 4 exons.
UCAAUCAGUGCAUCAAUGAUUCUGUAUUUUAGGUCAGAGAAUCUCAAAAAGUCUCGUUUGCUUGUUACUUGAUCCUGACUCCCAUGAAGUCUCUACCGCGACUUCCUCUCGUAGCUGCUCAUGGCUGCCUAAAUUAUCUCUCAACUUCCUCCCGUCUGAUAAAAUGAAAUCGAGCAUUCUUGAAUCUCACGCCUCGCGAGUUCCCACUCGACAGUGCCCAUCGUGUCAUCCAUUUAUCUAUACAUAAGCCCAUGGGAUAGGACUUGAUCAUUCUACGAACUCAUGCCCACCCGAAACGACAGUCUAACCCGCGCACAUCUCACAAGAUGAGUCCUAGUCGAAAAGAGCAGACUAGGCCAAGGACCCUAUUUGGCUUCUGGACCUCGACUCGGGCUACCAGCAGCACUGGUGGCGAUUCUCCUCCCUCGGUCACUGACUCGACAACGGUUUCAGAUGGGCCGGGCCCCGAGGAGACUCUGGAAAGACUGAGUAGGGCCAGCAGAGUGUCGUCGAGGCUGAGAGGAAGCGGUUCAAAGGUGCUUUCUUUCUUUAGGAUUGUCGGGUCAAGUGGCACUCCUCCGCAGUCAGCCAGUGCUGUGACUGCCGACACUGUCAACCAUCAUUUAGAACCACCAUAUCCAUUUAUAUGUCAAGAUACCGAGUGUUGCAACGCAGAGGCUGGGGCUCACAAGAAUCAUCAUACAAACGCCUCUCAGCAGAUCUCAGGGCGCCCCUGCGUGCCGAUAGUGUCUUUGCGUGGCAGAUCCAAGACAAGGGACAAGGUCCAUACCAUGCCUUGUUCGACAAGUGUGUCAGAGAAUGCAAAGCCCGAUACUGUCGUUCGACCCAGACAUUCAAGUCCAAGUCUCCAUCGUCUGUUGUCGCGGAAAUUGUCCACAAAUAUUGCGCCACAGACCGUCAUUCAUCGUGUGAAUCUUCGGCAGAGACCGAGUAUUCGCGCUAUCCAACCCCAAAGCGCUUUGGAUCCUCCGUACAAGCAAGGAGAUAGUACAACUGAUAGCUUGGAUUCUUUUUCCUACGGCAGUGACAGCUUGCCUCUGAGAACAAGGUCCACCCCUCCAACCUCCGAGGAGCCGUCGGCAACCCAAAACAGCUUUAAAGGCUUACCAGAUGUCACCCUCGCCGGUAAGAGUCAGGACAAGGUCCUCUCUCCAACCGCUCGCCUGCCUUCCAAGGCAGAUCAGGCAUUGUCAAAGCCCGCUCCGUCGAUUGUCACUGUCGAGGCUGCCGCGGCUGCAAAAAUUUACUUCGAGACUCACUUCCAUUCCAUCUUUAUCAGUGAAGGCCCACGAGAACGGCGACUGCGUGAACUGGAAAGGUAUCUUCAUUCGUUAUCUCUUCCAACUGAAGAGAAACUCGGUAUCAGAAAUAGCUGGAUCGCUCAAGAAAAGAACUAUUCUCGCCAAUGUCGAGUAUUAAAGACCCGAUCGAAUCGGUGUUCUCGUGAUGAAAUCGUCUCACUGGCGGGCUAUGAGGUGAUCAAAGUAUUGGGAAGAGGAAGCUUCGGCGUUGUCCGUUUGGUGAGGGAGAAGCGAAAAGACGACGAGCCAGCAAUUCCCAAAGAACAACAGCCUUCAUCUACCGCGCGAGCCAAGAGUUUCAAGGCGAGUGCAUUGGAGACGAUCCGUUCAGCGGUCGACGGACGCAGGUACGCCCGGCGACGAGUCAUGACUCCUACAACGGCGAACCCGGUAUUUGCCAUGAAGGUCAUUCGUAAAUCCGAAAUGGUUCGAAGCUGCCAAGAAGGACAUCUCCGAGCUGAGAGAAAUUUCCUAGUAGCGUCUGCAAACUCCCGCUGGAUCAUUCCACUUGUUGCAAGUUUCCAAGAUGCGCAUCAUCUGUAUCUUCUCAUGGAUUACAUGGUGGGUGGUGACUUUCUCGGCCUGUUGAUCCGCAAAAACGUCCUGUCGGAGGAGGUCACAAAAUGGUACAUUGCAGAGAUGAUCUUGUGUGUUGAAGAGGCGCAUCGGCUGUGUUGGAUCCAUCGGGAUGUGAAGCCUGAUAAUUUUCUCAUCUCCGCGUCUGGCCACUUGAAGAUUGCAGAUUUCGGUUUGGCGUUCGAUGGCCACUGGGCGCAUGAUCAAGCCUACUAUCACAACCAUAGAUACUCCUUGCUCAAGAGGCUCGGUAUCACCGUCGAAGGCGAUGAAAAGGACAAGGAAGAUGCAGCGGGAAACUAUGGAAACAACUCAGCGGCAAACAUGGCUAGUCAUAGUAACCAGAGGCAGAGGGCAGAGCAGGUCCCUGGCGUCCAACCCCCUUCAGCUAAUGUUCUGGCGUGGCGUGAUAGGCACGAACGAAGAAUAUAUGCAAGGAGCAUCGUUGGCACAAGCCAAUACAUGGCUCCCGAGGUUAUCUCAGGGUCUAUAUAUGACGGUCGAUGUGACUGGUGGAGUAUAGGCAUCAUUCUUUACGAGUGUCUAUACGGAUUUACGCCGUUCGCCUGUGAGAACCGGGAUGAAACAAAGCGGAAGAUUUUGCAUCACCUAGAAACGUUGCACUUCCCAAGCCAAAGUCCCUCUGAUCGACUGGUGUCGACAACAGCGAUCGACCUGAUCAAUCGUAUCCUAACAAGCAAGGAACGCCGUCUAUGCUGCGGUAAUUAUCGAAUCAAUGACAUCCUGAACUCUCCAGCAGCAAGGCAUCUUCUCUGUCAAGAUCAACGGAACAGAAACUAUCAAGGCUAUUUCGUAUAUCCUGAUGACGCAAUUGAGAUUAAAUCUCAUCCAUUCUUCAGGGGGAUUCGCUGGGACAUCCUUCAUCUUCAGAGACCACCUCUCAUGCCAAGGGUUCGAGGCUGGGAAGAUACUCGAUACUUUGAAGGCAGUGCAUGUCUCAACGGAGACGAAGACGAUGACACCGAAUCUACUUCCAGUGAAAACACAGAAUGUAUCGGUCAACAAAGAGUAUCUGAGCCUACGAGCCAUCGCACAAGUGAACUUGCUCGAGAUCUCAAACCGCAUAACGAGAACGAACUAGGUAGUAGUGCUGUACCGGAGGUUGAUGACCCGGAUUUCUUUUCGCCACUGGCAGGCUGCAAGAGGACAGCGGACCAUUCUGAGCCACCUCAGAAGAAACGCAAAAAGAGGCAGAAAACGAGGGUUCGACCCAGAGACAAGAUCUUGCGAGACAAGGGGGUGGGCAAACGGGUUUUAGAGAUGCGCAAAAAAGACGCCUUCUGGGGGUAUACCUAUCGCCGGCCAAACCCCAUUCACACUCUUUUCAACGAUGAGCGAGGGCGGCCGUUGUUCCCUAGGACACCGAUUGCAGAGCUGUAUGGUUACUAGGAGUUCCCUGACGACCAGGGCUUGUCGACCCCUUUUCCCUCCCAGCUUCCACUGCUGUGCAUCUUGGUGCAUGAGCCAAUGGUUAUAGGGAUUCGUAUC